Messenger RNA from Heterobilharzia americana, 770 nucleotides. Lineage: Eukaryota; Metazoa; Platyhelminthes; Trematoda; Strigeidida; Schistosomatidae. The record is from the annotation of a GenBank genome assembly.
ACUGUAUUAUUAGUUCUCAUUUGUAUGUCUAUUAAUGUCAUGACAUGUUAUUAUGUGACUAAGGACUCAACAAUUUAGAAGACAUUCAGCAGAAAGUGAAUAAAAUUAUUGCUCAAUAGCUCAGUUUCACAUGAUGACACUUGAAGUCAGUGAGUGGUUUUAUUUUGCAUCGAAAUAAGUAUUAUGCUAUGGCCUUUGUCAGUGUGUACAUGCAUCUUUAGAAAAAUCGAUCAUCAGAAUUCUGUGUCUAUGUUCAGUGGGGAGAUAUUGAUUUUCAAUUUCCCACGAAGAUGUGCAUUCCUCAAUUUUCCUCUUUUAGUCGAGGUAAUUUGUGCAUUCUAUCCUAACGGGAAUAUAUCCAUUUACUUUGAGGAGAUUCCGAAGCUGGUCGAUGACUCAUUGGAAGACCUGAUGAUCACCGACGGCUCUGAGUAUCCAUUAUGCGAUGAAGAUGAAGAAUAUUGCCAUAGAAUCACUUACAGUGAGAUAGAAAUUCCAGAAUCCAUGAUCAAAUCAAAUACUCUGGUGGAAUUUUCACCGAAUUCAAUUUGCUCUGAACAAACAAUUUGUGACGCGUGCAACAAUGCAAGCAAUUCAAUCAGGAAAUGCUUUUGGUGUCCAAAAAUCAAUAAAUGCAGUCAUGGUUAUGAUAUUCACAGCUUGGAGUGGAUAACUGCAAACUGCCAUGUUCAUGUAAGUUUGUGAACGUUUUCGAUUGUAACACAUUCAUUUUUGAGGCAUAAUAACCAUGUUCUUACACCUUUUUCUAA